Desarmillaria tabescens is the source of this 930-nucleotide messenger RNA. RefSeq lists its product as uncharacterized. The record is from RefSeq and is a predicted model, not a curated record. NCBI's taxonomy places the organism in Eukaryota, Fungi, Basidiomycota, Agaricomycetes, Agaricales, Physalacriaceae. The transcript is spliced from 4 exons. The coding region runs from base 201 to 818 and encodes 205 amino acids.
UCUCCUCUAUGCUCUGAUUACUAUCAGUGUUGCUGCCAGUUGGUCAUAUAAAUAUUCUGCAUUCAUCGAAAACGGGCAAAGUUUUUUGACUGUAUACUGGAAGCUUACCGGGGUGAAACAAGCAGUCAUUUGGGAGAUCGGUGUUCUAUCUUUAAUGAGUACCAUUCUCGCAGAUUUAUACAUAAUUUGGUGCUGCUUGGAUGGUUUGGGGACGACGCUGGCUUUUUGUUCUGCUUCCAAUCCUUUGCCUAAUUUCCACAACUGUGUCGAAAAUCAUUGAUGUACAUCAUGUGUACUUCAGUGCAACCGACUCAGUAUUCCUGACGCUCUACUUAUCUUUUAUCCCGGCAACAACAUUAUGGUGCACCGUGUUCAUCAUUUUCCACAUUUUGACUGUUACCGGGGUUAGAUGUGGAGCAGGCAGCCAACUGAGAUUUUAUCACCGUUUUAUUGAAGUGCUAGUGGAAUCCUCCGCUCUCUAUUCGAUAGCUUCUAUCCUAAACUUGGCUUUCUUCAUUCGCAAUGAUCUUGGAUCAUAUUGCUUUGAUGUAAUAGCUGCCAUUGCGAAGGGAGUUGCGCCCACGCUCUUUGUUGGCAGAGCAGCGGCAGGACACACAUGCCCAACCGAAGAACAUGAGGAAAGUACGACAGUGUCGACCAUUUGUUUUCAGAUGUCUUCGCAAUCUUCUCAACCUUUGCAACCAGUCACUUCAAGCUUUCAGGAAUCCACCAGACAGAACGCAGUCCUUGAAAUGGACAUUGAAGCCCAGAUGGAGCGGUCGGAUGAUCUCGUUGUAUCCGUUGUAAAUAGGCAAUAGUGGUCAUGAUGAACAACCUAGAGUCCGGCCUCGGACCCUGUUCUGUUUUUUGUCUUAUCCUUUCUGAUUAUCCUUCUUCGGUGUUUACUUUUCGAUCGCCUAUACACUACCU